This is a messenger RNA of Budorcas taxicolor (takin), 1753 nucleotides long. It is a transcript of the gene CLK4, whose product is annotated as CDC like kinase 4. The record is from RefSeq and is a predicted model, not a curated record. The transcript has 14 exons. The coding region runs from base 162 to 1616 and encodes 484 amino acids. Lineage: Eukaryota; Metazoa; Chordata; Mammalia; Artiodactyla; Bovidae. Gene Ontology annotation, cellular component: nucleus. Gene Ontology annotation, molecular function: protein tyrosine kinase activity; ATP binding. Gene Ontology annotation, biological process: protein phosphorylation; regulation of RNA splicing.
CGGCGCUGCCGCCAUUUUGUAGGGUGUUUGUCGCAGCUUUUGGAGAGAGAAGACGGCGGUUUGCCGACAAUUCUCGGCCAAAGGGCCUUUUGUUUUUGCGGAGAUGCGGCAUUCCAAAAGAACUCACUGCCCUGAUUGGGAUAGCAGAGAAAGCUGGGGACAUGAAAGCUAUAGUGGAAGUCACAAACGGAAGAGGAGAUCCCACAGCAGUACGCAAGAGAACAGAUACUGUAAACCACAUCACCAGUUUAAAGAAUCUGAUUGAUGUUCCAUUGGGACUGUUUGCCAGAUUGCUUUCUAAAUUAGCCAGCUGGGGUUACUUUAAAAAACAUCAUUAUUUAGAAGCAAGGUCCUUGAAUGAGAGAGAUUAUCGGGACCGGAGAUACAUUGAUGAAUACAGAAAUGACUACUGCGAAAGAUAUGUUCCUAGACAUUAUCACAGAGACAUUGAAAGCAGUUAUCGAAUCCACUGCAGUAAAUCUUCAGUCCGAAGCAGGAGAAGCAGUCCUAAAAGGAAGCGUAAUAGACACUGUUCAAGUCAUCAGUCACAUUCGAAGAGCCACCGAAGGAAAAGAUCCAGGAGUAUAGAGGAUGAUGAGGAGGGUCACCUGAUCUGUCAAAGUGGAGACGUUCUAAGAGCAAGAUAUGAAAUCGUGGACACUUUGGGUGAAGGGGCCUUUGGCAAAGUUGUAGAAUGUAUUGAUCAUGGCAUGGAUGGCAUACAUGUAGCAGUGAAAAUUGUAAAAAACGUGGGACGAUAUCGUGAAGCAGCUCGUUCAGAAAUCCAAGUAUUAGAGCAUUUAAAUAGUACUGAUCCCAAUAGUGUCUUCCGAUGUGUCCAGAUGCUAGAAUGGUUUGAUCAUCAUGGUCAUGUUUGUAUUGUGUUCGAACUCUUGGGACUUAGUACCUAUGAUUUCAUUAAAGAAAAUAGCUUUCUGCCAUUUCAAAUUGACCACAUCAGGCAAAUGGCAUAUCAGAUCUGCCAGUCAAUAAAUUUUUUGCAUCAUAAUAAAUUAACCCAUACAGAUCUGAAGCCUGAAAAUAUUUUAUUUGUGAAGUCUGACUAUGUAGUCAAAUAUAAUUCUAAAAUGAAACGUGAUGAACGCACACUGAAAAACACAGAUAUCAAAGUUGUUGACUUUGGAAGUGCAACAUACGAUGAUGAACAUCAUAGUACUUUGGUAUCCACACGGCAUUACAGAGCUCCAGAGGUCAUUUUGGCUUUAGGUUGGUCUCAGCCUUGUGAUGUUUGGAGCAUAGGUUGCAUUCUUAUUGAAUAUUACCUUGGUUUCACAGUCUUUCAGACUCAUGAUAGUAAAGAGCACCUGGCAAUGAUGGAACGAAUAUUAGGACCCAUACCAACACACAUGAUUCAGAAAACAAGAAAACGCAAGUAUUUUCAUCAUAAUCAGCUAGAUUGGGAUGAACAUAGUUCUGCUGGUAGAUAUGUUAGGAGACGCUGUAAACCGUUGAAGGAAUUUAUGCUCUGUCAUGAUGAAGAACAUGAGAAACUGUUUGACCUCGUUCGAAGAAUGUUAGAAUAUGAUCCAGUGAAAAGAAUUACUCUGGAUGAAGCACUGCAGCAUCCUUUCUUUGACUUAUUAAAAAAGAAAUGAAAUGGAAAUCAGUGGUCUUAUUAUACUUCUCUAGAAGAGAUUACUUAAGACUGUGUCAGUCAGCUCAACAUUCUAAUAUUUUUGUAAACAUUAAAUUAUUUUGUACAUUUAAGUGUAAAUACUGUAUGUUUUGUAUC